UGUUAUAUACUAUUUUUAAAAAAUGUUACACACCAUGCUCAAAAAUGUUACUUACAAGUUCUAAAAUUGUUACAUGCCAUGUUCACAACAUGUUACAUGCCGUCUGCUUUAUAAAUGCAUGGUGUGUAACAACUCUGGGUAAUGUUUCUAAUCCAUGUUCUAAUUUACACAAAAAGUUUCAAAAAUUUAUGUGUUACAAUAAUAAACCCAAUAACAUACUUUGAUGUCAUCUCUGCUAUAGGGUUUGUUUAUCGAUGACAAUAUGGCUAGAUACCGAGAGAUAGAUUACAGCACGAUGACGAUGGUGCUCAACAAAGAGUUGAUUGAGCUCAUACAGUUCAGAGAGUUGAGAGAGCUAAUGACUAUGGUGCUUAAUAAAGAGUUGACAAAGUUGAUAUAGUUCAGAAAGCUGAGAGAGAAAGAUGAGCGAGCUCAAAUAGCUGAGUUUUCAUUUCUAUUUUUUCUUUGACGGGAGGGAGAUAUCAUAAGCUUAAUUUGCCACUAUAUUUUUAAGGGCAUUUUCGUUGACUCAUGUUUCUUUUUGACUAAAAACAGAUAACUUUAUAUAGGUGAUUAUUUCUAAAAUUAGUUACAUAAGGUUUAUUUCUCACAAUUUCCUCUUGUUUAUACUCUUAAUACUUUUAUUUUGAAUAAGAAGUAUGUUUGAUUGGAUGGGUCCUACACUGAGUAUUCAUCUCUAGGUCUAUAGGCCCAAUUUGAAAGCCCAUGUUCUUUGGAACCCAAAAUAUUAGUGGAUCUCACCCUACCCAGACGCAUCAACCGUUUGGAAUUGGAAGCUGUUGUGCCAGCUUUUCUUUCCAGCCUUGCUUUCUCCUUCUGCUCCAGCUUUUCGGCCUCCCCUGCGUCUUAGGGAGCUCCGUAGUCACAGUCUCUUCAAGAAUCCCCUCACCAAGUAGAAUUCGCUUGGCUUUUCUACAAACAAGUCAGAACAAUGUCUCUACACGACCAAUACGACACCGGAAAAGAAAAAGAAAAAGAAGAAGAGGAGGUAGAUGAAGAAGAAGAAGAAGAAGAAGAGCUCUCCGUCAGCGAAAACGACGACAGUUUUGACGAGGACAUGGAAGCCCUAAAACAAGCCUGCCUCCGCACCGGCGCCGACCUUAACGAUCUCCAAAUCGCCGCUUCCGACAAUGACCGACCCUCCACUUCGGACGCCGCCGUCUCCUCGGCUGCUUUGGCGUAUUCCGGCAGCGAGGAUGAUAUGGAAAUUUUCCGGAGUAUACGGAGUCGUUUUGCGCUUUCGGUGGACGUUUGUGAGCCUCUGUCUAUUCAGCCUCCCUGCUUUCUUCCUCCAAUUUCUUCUGAUGACGAUGCUGAAGAUGAUUUCGAGACUCUUCGCAUUAUCCAGAGGCGGUUUCGGGCUUAUUCUAGCAAUGACACUCGGGGAAUCAGCACAGAGGAUCACAUAGAGAAAACAGAGCCCAUUUAUACGACUAGCAUGCCCUUACAGGAUGCAACAAGCAAUGAUAUUUGUGAAAGAUUUCAAGAUUAUGAGAAGGCUGGCAACAUCUCCCAUUUUUCAAGUGACAAUGUGGAGAUGCAGCCUGUUGGUUUAGUUCAGUGGGACCACUCACAUGCCAACGAAUUGUCUACACUGGCGGACAACUCGUCGAGGUUUCCAAAGUCUGCACAGCAGCUCAUUGAUGCUAUUAAAAAGAACAGGUCUUAUCAGAAGUUUCUUCGAAGUAAGUUGACUCAGAUUGAAUCAAAAAUUGAGGAGAACAAGAAAUUGAAGGAACGCGUUAAAAUUCUUAAAGACUUUCAGGUUUCUUGCAAAAAAAUAACAGGACGAUCAUUAUCGAUAAACAAGGAUCCUCGUAUACAAUUAAUUUCAGCAAGAAAAUCACGGACUUCUAAGGAUCCUGAGGUUAAUGAUAAAAAUGUCUCUGCUGAUUAUGGUCCACCAGAGAACUCUAGUGUCACUAAUUACAGAAUGGCUUUAACAAAAUUUCCUCUUGCACUUCAGAGGAAAAAAUGGUCCAGGGGAGAAAGAGAAAAUCUUGUAAAGGGAAUACGGCAACAAUUUCAAGAGAGUGCGCUUCAAGUUUCAGUGGAUUGGUUCAGUGGUGCAGAUGGGUCAUCUGGAGAUGGGAGUAAUUUGGAUGACAUUAUAGCAACAGUCAAAGAUCUUGAAAUCACCCCUGAGAGGAUUAGGGAAUUUCUUCCUAAAGUGAAUUGGGAUCAGUUAGCUUCCAUGUAUGUCAAGGGUCGUUCUGGUGCAGAAUGUGAAACGCGCUGGUUGAACCAUGAAGAUCCCCUCAUCAAUUGCAAUCCAUGGACUGCUGAAGAAGAUAAGAAUCUUUUGUUUAUUGUUCAAGAAAAGGGGAUUAGUAACUGGUUUGACAUUGCGGUAUCGUUAAGAUCGAACAGGACCCCUUUUCAAUGCCUGGCACGUUAUCAGAGGAGUUUGAAUGCGUGCAUACUAAAAGGGGACUGGACUGAGGAGGAGGAUGAUCAACUUCGUAUUGCUGUUGAAGUUUUUGGUGAAUGUGAUUGGCAGUCUGUUGCUUCUACUUUGAAAGGACGGACUGGCACUCAAUGCUCUAAUAGAUGGAUAAAAUCGCUUCACCCAACCAGGCAAAGAGUGGGUAGAUGGACGCAUGAUGAAGAUAAGCGCUUGAAAGUGGCUGUGAUGCUUUUUGGGCCAAAAAAUUGGAGAAAAAUAGCUGAAGUUAUUCCUGGUCGAACUCAAGUGCAAUGUAGAGAAAGGUGGGUCAACUCUUUAGAUCCGGCUUUGAAUUUGGGCAGAUGGACUAAAGAAGAGGACUUGAGGCUGGAAGCAGCUAUUGAAGAACAUGGAUGUUGCUGGUCAAAGGUUGCCGCAUGUAUGCCUUCACGAACUGAUAAUCAGUGUUGGAGGAGGUGGAAGACAUUGCAUCCAAAAGCAGUGCCUUUGCUUCAAGAGGCUAGAAGAAUACGUAAAGCUACUCUUAUAUCUAACUUUGUAGAUCGGGAAUCUGAGCGUCCUGCCCUUGGCCCUAAUGACUUUUAUAUGCCAUUACUUUUGACAAAUUCAACUGCUGAACCUGAAAAUACAAAUCUUCCAAGUAAAGGAAAAAGGAAAGAAAGCAGGUCAGAAUCUGAGAAGGAAAACGAUGCAACAUUAAGGCAAUUCUCCGAACAGAGGACACGCAAAAGUUGUAGAAAAGGAGCUCAAGCGUGUUCUUCUGAAGUUCCAGGGAUGAUGCACGAGAAUGAGGCUGAGGCUGCUAAUGGCCAUGAUGCUGAUAGGAAGAAACGAAGAAACCCACAUUCAGGGAAUAAUAAUUGUAUUGAACCAGCACAAGGUGUGGCCUAUCCAAAGAAAAGAAAGAGAAAACCACCAUCAGGGAGUAAUAAUUGUACUGAAUCAGUACAAGAUGUUGUCAUUCAAAGGAAAAGGAGAAGAAAACCACCUUCAGGAAAUAAUAAUUGCAGUGACUCAGUGCAGGAUGAUGCUGUUCAGACAGAGAAAAGAAAACAACAGUCAGAAAGUAAUAAAUGCAUUGAACCAAUGCAGGAUAAUUCGUCAUCUCAUUCACUUUCAACAUUGUGUGUGACCACCAAUAAUGAGGCUGAAUCAUUUGGUCAUAGUCUUACUAUAAAGAGGGAAAAACAUCCCAAACCAUCACCAAAACAGUGUUCCAAGAAGAGGGUACAUACUGAAUUUGGCGAAGAACAGAGUUCUGUCUGUUCUGAGGAUUCUGAGUUUUCAGGAGCUACUGGUGGUGCUGAAAUGAUGCACAAUAAUGGUGUAGAAGUUGAUAUUCUUGGUGUGGAUGAUGCUUCUGGAAAGAAGAGUAUUGCUAAACCGGGAUCAAAGAGGAAAACGUGCAUGAAUUUAUCAACCUCUCAAAGUUCAAGGAUUAUUAGUGCUGAAGAUUUUGAGAACCUUCCAUCAAGUAAAAAGGUGGAGAAGAGGGGAAAUAGUUCUCUAAGGCAGCACAGCAGGAGCAGAAAGAGCAGUGAGCUGUCUGGAGCUAAAGAUGACAUUACGCUUGCCUCUUUUCUGCAAGAUAAAUUGAAGAAAAGCAUUCCAUCAUUUGCAGAUGGAGAUGAGGUGAAGCUUGCUGGCUUUCUUCGCAAUAAAUCGAAGAACAGAAGGCAUCAAAUUUCUGAAAAUGCGCAUUUAUCUAUUAUGAAAGGAGCGGAGCAACGUGACAAGACAAAUCAAAUACAAUUUGGUUUGCAACAUUGUGAAGCUAAAACUAACUGUGAUGGAGUAAUUCCUGAAAAUUCUAUGUUCCGCAGCAGUUUGAAGCAAACUAUAAUGUCUAGUGACAUGAACAUUGUGGGAGAUGGCAUUGUAAAUGACACUGUUGCUUGCCAUGAAGUUGUGAGAGAACCAGAAAGGAUUGAUCAGGAUGGUAAUUGUGAGGCUGAUGGCAUCACUCUUGUGCAGUUGCGCAAGAGAUUAAAGAAGAGGGGGCCAGCUUCCUCUUGUAUGAGAAGGGAAUCUGAGCUGCCUUCCAAUGGAUGAACAAAGGCACAAUGAUUAGUUGCUGUUGCCCUCCACUAGGCUGUGAAAAUUUUGCAUGUAGGUACAUUACAUAGUACAUUGUGCAGAGAGGAAAUGAGAUGGGAAUUUUGCAUUAUAGGAUGUCGCACUGGUCCCCCAGUUUUGUAAUUAGAUUAUUUUUGAUCCUUGGGCUUAGGCCAGCCGAUCCCCGAUAUGAAGAAAAAGAGAAAGUAAAGAAGUAAAAUUAUACAGCCAAAUGUAUACUCAACAUUUUGUUAUCCUACCAAAUGAUAUGAUGCAGUGUCAUCUUAUUCCUGUUUA
This is a messenger RNA of Theobroma umbraticum, 4780 nucleotides long. RefSeq names its product myb domain protein 4r1 (gene MYB4R1). Gene Ontology annotation, molecular function: RNA polymerase III type 3 promoter sequence-specific DNA binding; RNA polymerase II cis-regulatory region sequence-specific DNA binding. Gene Ontology annotation, biological process: snRNA transcription by RNA polymerase II; snRNA transcription by RNA polymerase III. The record is from RefSeq and is a predicted model, not a curated record. Lineage: Eukaryota; Viridiplantae; Streptophyta; Magnoliopsida; Malvales; Malvaceae. Gene Ontology annotation, cellular component: snRNA-activating protein complex.